AUGCCCAGGGUCUUUCUGCAGGUGGAGCUGAAGAGCCAGGAGGCUCAGAGUCUGCAGCAGCAGCAGGACCAGUACCUGGGUCAUCUGCAGCAGUAUGUGGUCACCUAUCAGCAGCUGAUCUCUGAGGAGGAGGAGCUGCACAACCAGUUACUGCUGCAGACCCAGCUCGUGGACCGGCUGCAGCAGCAGAAAGCUCAAAGCAAAGCUGUGGCCAAGAUGGGCUGCCAAGAGUUGCGGGAGACCCAGGAGCUCCUGGAAGCUAUCAGCCAGCAGAACCAGCAGCCUCAGGCCCAGUUGAGCCUCAUGGCUCUCCCUGGGGAAGGAGAUGGACUGGACAGUGAGGAGGAGGAGGAGGUGCCUCAGCCCAUGCCAAGCAUCCCGGAGGAUCUAGAGAGCCAGAAGGCCAUGGUGGCAUUUUUCAACUCAGCUGUAGCUAGUGCCAAGGAGGAGCAGGCACGGCUAUGUGGGCAGCUGAAGGUGCACUGCCAGCACCUGGCUCAUCUGCUGGCCUUGGCCCAGAAGGAACCUGAGGCAGCAGCCCCAGCCCCAAGAACUGGGGGUGAUUCCAUGUGUGGGGAGACCCACCAGGCCCUGCAGGGGGCCAUGGAGAAGCUGCAGAGCCGCUUUAUGGAGCUCAUGCAGGAGAAGGUGGACUUGAAGGAGAGGGUGGAGGAACUGGAACAUUGCUGCAUCUAGCUGUCUGGACAGAGACAGACACCAUCGGGGAGUGGGAAGCCAGGGCACGGCAAAGAGAGCUGCACAUUGGUCAGAGGGGCCCCAGCGUCUGAGUCCUGUCCUCCUGCAGGAGAGUACAUUGCACUGUACCAGAGCCAGAGGGCAGUGCGGAAGGAGGAGCACCAGGAGGAGGAGGAGUGCAUCAGCAGGCUGGCCCAGGACAAGGGAGAGGUGAAGGUGAAGCUGCUGGAGCUGGCGUUGUGGCUUGUGGACGACUGCAACAAGUGGCAUGGCAGAUUCCUGGCAGCUGCCCAGAACCCUGCUGAUGAGCCCACUCCAGGGGCCCCCGCCCCCCGGAACUGCCAUGGCACCUAUGGGGGACCAUGGGGCCUGGACGGCCAACAGGCUCGGAAGCCUGAUCUAGCAGUGAUUGCCAGCUGCCCCACAGGCUUCCUCCAAUCUGAGUUCAUGGCCCUGCCCCCUAGUGGCCAGAGCCGGCUUCACAGGAUGAGAGCCUGCUAA
Gorilla gorilla gorilla (western lowland gorilla) is the source of this 1197-nucleotide messenger RNA. RefSeq names its product golgin subfamily A member 2. The record is from RefSeq and is a predicted model, not a curated record. NCBI's taxonomy places the organism in Eukaryota, Metazoa, Chordata, Mammalia, Primates, Hominidae. Gene Ontology annotation, cellular component: Golgi apparatus; Golgi cisterna membrane; Golgi cis cisterna. Gene Ontology annotation, biological process: Golgi organization.